GUUGCCUAGUGCCUCAGCAUGCAAGUUUAGAUCUGCGCCUGUCGGAUCAGGCUGUUGCAAAUGUAUCUGCGGGUAAUAUUAAUAACAGGCGCCGAUGCGUGAAAGCGGGUAACGUUAACUAGCUAAUGCUAUCCAACUUACUCACAGUAAUUCGCUAGCAUCUGUUUCGUAGAUUGUUUUGUACAUUUGCACGAAAGAGAGACGGGCUGAAAUAUUACUGACUUUUUGCUUAGCUGUGAGCGACUUAGCCUGCAGACUAAAGCCAGCUUCAGCCUCGCGCUAGCUGGCCAUCAGCAAGAUAACUAACAUUAGGUAACGUUAUCAGGAAAGCUGUAUCUAGCUAAAGUAAUUAUAGUAGCUAUAAUGGGCUGGUAGGUUCAGUGAUUUUGAAUGCACUCCGGGAAGCUUUUGAUAGCUGACUGAAAUAAGGACUAAGUUAUGUCUCUUACCCACCCACAAACUUAGACCCAGCACGGGCCAGCUUGAUCCUAGUGAUCCUUCAUAAUGUUUCGGGUCUAGGUAGUUAGCCUAGCCUAUGAUCUAACCAAGGUGAACAUGUGCCACUGGACUCUAUUUGAAAAUAGCUAUUUCGCACAAUAGGAAUAGGUCUAUGAAAGCUCUUAAGCAUGUUAAUAGUUAGUACUAGCUUAAAUAUGACUUGCUAGUUAGCUACUUGCAAAAAUGUUGCCCAAGUAGUGCCCAUGCAGUAGAUAAGUCAGUUAAAUCCUGGCCAAACGCAUUCAAGAUGUAGACUUAAAUUCUAGCUGAAGUAGCUAUACCUAACCAGCUUAGCACAGACCAUAGCACCAUUCUCGAACGACGUUGCAGGUCACUGGUUCGCUAGCAACCUAGCAGUAAGCCUUGCUUUCCAUGGGAUAAAUAAUUGGGUAGCUAGCUAACGUUAGCUAUACCUGAAGUAGCUGAUGUUGACUGAAAAUAUUGGAUUCUGUCCUCCUAGCUAGGCAGCUAGCUUUACCAGUCCCAAUUUUGCAACGUCCAAAUACCUUUAAUCUCUUUCACUUGCGGUUAACGGGCUUGGUUCUUUGUCGGACAUUUUGAGGGGAGCAGAAUUUAUCCCAAAAAUGUUUGCCCCUCAAGUUUAAUGUCGUUAGGCUACGUCGCACUUUUUACGGUACUGCGAACAAAGUAUCAUUAUCAAAAUAGGUAGGACUUCACGACUAACACUUUGUAUAUGAUUAUAUGGGAGAAUGGAAAGUUUUCCUUUUUUGGAUAUUGGUUCGGGGAGGAUCGACACUGGUCCGAUCGCAGGCAUGUCAGCGUUCAGAGAAGCAACAAGUUCUUAAAAUAAUUUCCAUUAUAAUGUUGGCGGUCUGACAAUACUGACAAAUCUCCGCAUUGCUUGGGGAUUCUAAGAGUUACAUUAGCGAAAGACGCGUAUUUUCUGACAGCGUUUAACACUGGAUGUACGCGGAAUCAAUUAAACAAAAUAACUUCAAGAUUUUCCUAACUUCAGUAACACCCAAAAAAAAAGGAACAUUGUUUUGUCUGUGCCACGCAACAUGAAUUGUAUCGCCCAAGAGAACUUUUGAAACAACAGAUUUCAAUGCAAUUCGAAGUCUUCUCCAGACAUCAGGAAACGAGAAGAGGGACAUGCAUCACCAAGAGGAGGAGCUGGAGCUGGAGCUGGAGGAGAUGGGCCAGCGUCUGCGGGAGGACGGGCUCCCCCCCGCGGCCUCGCCGGACGAGCGCCAGCGCCACCUGUGGCGCCUGCUGCGCCGCUGCGAGGGCAGCCUGGCGUCGGCCACGCAGGACCUCCAGACGCUGCGCACGCAGCAGGCCGCCGAGAUGAAAGAGGUGGAGAACUACGUGGAGCACAUCCGCAACCUGCUGGAGGACCGCGAGUCGCUGACGGCGGAGUACGAGCGGGAGAACGAGCAGCUGCGGGCCGAGCUGCAGCAGAUGAAGCUCCAGCAAGACGCCCAGCUGAAGGAAGUGGUGGAGAUGUUGGACCAGGAGGGCCUGGCGGACAUCAGCCAGAGCAGCCCCAGUGAGCAGGUGGCCUACCUGCUGGUGGAGAGGGCCACGCUGCUGGAGAGACUGGAGGCCGCAGAGAGGAAGGUGGACACCCAGAGCCUGACAGGCAGCCUGAGAGAGGUACACCUGCAGGAGGAGCUGGAUCACAUCCGCCGUACGAUGGAGGAGGAGCUGCGGCAGCAGAGGGAGACCAUGCAGCGCACCAAGGAGAGCAUGAACAAGGACCAGCAGUCCACAGCCCAAAGCCCCUGGAAGAAGCUCUUCAGAGUGUGCAAGGCCGAGCAGGGCGCCAAAACCGCCUCUUCCGUCCACAGCGAGGAGCUGUCAGGGGAGCGUCUGGAGAGGCAGCGCAUGGAGAGGGACCUGGACGAGGCGUCCCGGCGGCUCACCAUGGCCCACGAGGAGAUCCGCCGUCUGACCGACGAGCUGGACUCCGCCCGGAAGACGCAGAGUGUCUGUGAACCAGAGCUGGAGAGAGCUGGCCAGGAAGUGGAGCAGCUCAGACAGGAAGUAGACAGGCUGAAGGAGUGUGAUGCCACUGAGCUGCAGCGGGCCAGGGAGCUCAACGCGAGGCUGGACCAGGAAAUCCGGGCCCUGAGGGACAGAGUUCGAACCCUGGACGCUGAGAGGAAGACUCUGUUGCUAGCGGUAGAGAAUAUGAAGACUGAUUCAAAUAAGGAGCAGGGAAGUUCUCACCUGGAACAGGUUGCGGGUAAAGAUGGCCUACCUCUGACCACCUCGGCAGCUGGGGACCAAGACCGGAUUCAUAAGAGGUGCCGGCUGGAGUCGCAGGACAAGGAGUGCCGUCUGCGGGAGCUGCAGAGGAGGCUGCAGAGGCAGCAGGAGGAGCAGGAGGAGCUGGUGGAGAGAAACGAGGAGCUGGAGUCCCUGCUGGGCGAGGCCCAGAACGCCAGCAAGGCGGAGCGCGAGCGCCACGACUGCGAGGUGGAGGGGCUGCAGAGGAAGAUAAAGCACCUGGAGGCAGAGGUGACCAAGCUGAGCUCCCAGGAGCCUGUGUGGAAGGGUGGAGACCUAAGUAAAGAUUCCGAGGUCUACCUCCAGCAGCUUAGGACCAGCAGCCAGGAGAGGGUGGCGCUCCUGGAGGGCCGUCUGACCGAGGAGAAGGAGUGGAGGAAGCAGCUGGAGGUGGAUCUGACCGCAGCCCAGACCGCUCUGAAGAAGGAGAAAGAGGAGCUGCACCGGGAGCAGAAGGAACGGAAGAAACUGCGGGCGGAGCUUCAGACCUUACAGCUGGAUUCCCAGCAGGGGAAGGCCUCGAGCACCAGCCUCACACAACUGAAGGGUGAAAAGGACAUCUUGCAAGAAAAGGUGUCCCAGCUGGAACGGGCUCAGAACCGGCUCCAGAGCGAGCUGGACCUCCGGACCUCGGCGUACCGGCGGGCCCAGGAGGAGCUGAGGGAGAGCCGGAGCCAGGUGUCGGAGCUCAGCGCCCAGGUGGGACGGCUCCGGUCAGAGGCGUCCGGUCUGGAGAGGGAGCGCAGCACGCUCAGGGCGGAGCUGCAGGAGGAGCAGGGCCGCGCUGCGGAGCUGCAGAGGCGGGUGGGUGAGGAGGCGCAGGAGAAGCGGAGGCUGCAGGGGGAGAGGGAGCAGCUGAACCGGGAGCUGCAGCGGGCCAGGGAGCAGCAGCAGGCCUCCACGCCGGAGGGACGCGGGCCUCCCCGUGACCCCGACCCCCAGCUCAGCCCCCCUCUCCAGCACAGCCCCCGGGACGGCGGGCUCAGCCAGCUGGCGUCUCUGAAGAUGGAGAUGACUCAGCUGCAUUCCACCUUGGAGGAAGAGCGGCAGCUGGCCAGUCAGCACCAGCUGGCCCUGCAGGCCCAGAUCAGUGAGGCGCAGGCCCGAAUAAAGUCCCAGGAUGCACUGCAGCAGCAGAAGGGGGAGGAGUGCAAGCAGCUCCGGCAGGACCUGCAGCGGACGCAGAGCCUGUUCAGCUCAGCCGAGCGCGAGCUGCGCUACGAGAGGGAGAGGAGCCUGGAUCUGAAGAGACACAACGCCCUCCUGGAGCAGGAGAAGAUGAAGGUGUGCGCCGAGUUGAAGCAGGCCCAGGCCAAGGUCAGCCAGCUGGAGCAGACGGGGGCGGGGCAGAGGGCGGAGCUGGAGCGGCUGCAGCAGAGGGGGCGGGAGCUGGAGCUGGAGCUGGGGCGGAGCAGCCAGAGCCGCCACGCCUCCAGCGGCCUGCAGGAGGAGCUGAGCGCCGAGCGGGCCCGCCUCAUCGCCGCCGACAAGAAGGUGCUGGAGCUGCAGCUGCAGCUGAAGAACACUCUCCACCAGCUGCGCCUGGAGGAGGCGCGGGCCAGCGAGACCACCAAGCUGGAGAGGGACACGAGGGAGCUGUCUGACAGCCUGUCCGUCCUGAGAGCCCAGCUGCAGGACGAGCAGCUCCAGAGGAAGCUGCUGGAGCAGAGAGAGGCGGAGCUGCAGCAGCAGGUGCGCUCGCUGCGCUCCAAAGAGGCGGCGCUGAACCGCGCCAACGGCGAGCUCGGCCACCGCCUGCAGGAGCUGGAGACGCGGCUGGAGGUGCGGGAGAGCGAGCGGAGCAGAGCCGCGGAGGAGCAGCAGCUCAGCUCGCAGGCCUGCAAGGACAUGCAGGGGCAGCUGGCAUCCAGUCAGCAGGAGUCCGAGAGGCUGCAGGAGGAGCUGCAGCAGGUCAUUCAACAGCUGGACACACAAAUCAGGAAGUACAACGAGAAGCAGGCGCACCACAGGAUGAAGCUGCGCAAGGCCAAACAGAUCUUCCUGAAGGAGACUGCGCAAAGGGACGGAAGAAUCCAGAAGCUGGAGAACGACCUGGCCCUCGCGACCAGCCUGUCCGAGAAGGAGCGGGACUGGAUUAAGAGGGUGAUGGAGGAGAACGAGAAGCUGCUCCUUGAACAGCGUGACCUGCUGAGGAGGCUGAACGAGGCCGAGGAGAUGGGGAGCAGCAGCCAGAGCACAGCAUCCACCGUCCAGCACAGGGUGAAGUUUCUGGAGGAGGAGAACAGGUACCUGGAGGAGAAGACGCUGCAGCUGUCCAGUCAGGUGGGAGCUCUGGAGCGUGCUCUGAGGAAGGUCCAGUCCGUCUGCAACAUGGAGGAUCUGAAGAAAGUAUUUCCUUCUGAGUGUCUUCUCAAUGAUAGCCUUCUACAAACUUCCAAUUCAAGUAUGAUGUCAGGGGUGUGCGACACGCUGGGCCUUCUGGAUGCCAUCCGCAGGGUAAAAGUGGGAGGCUCCACAGAAGGCACGAAGACGUCCUCCCCUCUGCCACCGCCCCAGCCUUCCGAAAUUGGCUACCUGAACGUUACCUCCCCCAUGGCCUCCACCUGUCCUCACCACGACCCAGAAGAGAACCUCGGUUUGGGCAUCGAUGAGGUUUAAGGGGUCCUACUGUGUCCUAAUUGUCUUUCGCAUCAAGGGGCUAUUUUCUCGGAGUAAAUAUUAAUUUACUGCUGCUGUUGCCACGCGACCCCCUGAGAUUGGCCAAUCUUCUUUUAUUUAUCCUUUUGCUUGCCAGUUUCUACCCUACAGGGGUAUCCUCUUGGACUAACCUGGGGACUCACCACAAAGUUGCAUGACACACUACUUAAAAAUGAACUUAACCGCUUUGGAAAUAUUGCAAGACAAUCCUGUGUUUGAGGAACUUAGUUGGGAACCAAGUUUGUGGGCCAGAGAAGAAGACUGUUCCCACACGGAAACCACUACAGCCGAUCUUAGGCCCAGUUACGGUACAUCACUUUUCCCCCACUGUCCUACAUUGCUCAGGGUCCGUUUCGUUCAGGGGCCGUGCGCCACCUCUGUCUCUUUAAGACGUGCUGAGUGGAUGAAUAGUGCUUUUGUCCAUAGCAUUUUUUUUUUUUUUUUUGUCGCAGCAGUUCUGGUCGCACUGCUAAUCUGCUGGGACCUAACGGCAGUGAGCGUCUGAAGUUGACCCGGUAUGACACUCGUCGUCAGUCUAGACGUGCACUGUUAAUACCCAGAGUGCUAAGGGCCCUGAAUAAUACAGAAGGCUCUGAUUCGUUCAUCGUGAUAAAAGCCAAAGCAAAGAAAAGUAGGAAGUGCAAAUGUUUGUAAUUGGAUAUACUGCUUGCGUCUGUGUUUUCUUAAGAGGAAGAAAACACAGUGUUUCCAAGAACAGGAACUUUUACUCUGGCAGUAAAAAGAAAGGCAUGUCACUUGUACUUACGUACCUCCUGCUACUAGUGUGUAACAGUGACAAUCCCUGUGGUACAAAGCAAGUGUGCAAAACUGUUUGACUGAAGCACUUUAAAAAAAGACCUGUGCUCUAAACGUGUGCUCUUAAUUUUACUUGCUUUACGCCAUAGCUGGCAAGAAACGCUGUCGUACAAUGUUAACCUUUAUUGUGCUUUUGUGCGCAAGUUGUUGCCGUUUUAUUACUGCGGCCUGACUUAAAUUGUAUAAACGUGUAGGGCCUAUAAUGUAUUAUAUGGACAUGUGUAACAAAAAUGGCGUAUACUCAUCCCUUCCUGUAUGUUGCACAUACGGUAUCAGAAAAAAUUUUCUUCAUGUAAAUUAUGAUCUGAACUGAGUGAACGCCUUUCACAGAUGUUGUAUAUAGCAUUAACGGCUUUAAGCAGGCGGGUUUGUAAAACAAAAACUUUAGGCCACAUAUUUUUGUAUCCUGAUCAGCUUUCUAAUCGUGAUCUCUGUAACCCAUUCACACAGCCACAUUAUUUCCGAAAAAUUAAAAAUGAACUUCUCAGCUAGUUUCCUUACAGUUAAAUAUGUCAUUAAGUCAAGACACAAGGACAACUGUCACCCAAACACAUCAGUCACAGUAAGCCAUUUUACUGUCCCGUUUGGUCUGAGAAAGGUGAAAAAUAAUAAUGUUGUUAGCAAUAAUAAUGGAGGUCCACAGUGUAGUUGUACUGUGCACUAAAUGUGGCUGUGGUUUGGAUUUACAGAGCCCUUUUAAGUCUUUUUUUUUUUUGCAGGGACAUUUUCAUUUUAAUGAACAAUAGUAUUUUAUUAACAGUUAAAUUUUUCCAUGAGGAUGCAUUACCAGCUGUGCGGUUGUCAUACCUAAGUCCUUGAAACAGGAUCCAAUUUUACACAUCCUGUUUUUUUACAGUCCAAACUAAAGGGCAGGCCUGGGUGUUUCUGUAACAGUGCACACGAAAGUUGCUGAAGCUCCAAGUGACAAAAUGGUGAAAUCAUGUAGCAUGAAAUUUAAAAAAAAUUUAAUCAUAUUGACUACAAAAGUACAGAACGCAUCUUGGACAGGUACAAGAUAUUUUGAAUCUGCCGGCAUGUUAUCUUUUCUUAGCACUGUUCUUAUUUGAAUUGAUGCUGUAGUGUUGUGCCAGUCUCAGCCAGUACAGAAGGGCUAACGAGAAACACGGGAAGGCCAACCUAGCUGAUUGCAGGAGUUGUAUUUUGUCUUGGUUUUUUUUUUUAAUUAUUCUUUUGGUGUAUUUAAAAAUUUUAGCCAAAAUGGACAAAUCUCAUUAUUCCUUCCUGAUCGGCUCCUGGAAACUGAAUCAGCAAUUUUGUCAGUCACCGUGCUUGGGUGCAGUCCACAAGUGUCGGUGUGUUAUGCAGUAAAUGUGGUGGUGGUUAGCAUUCCAAGGUCUUUUUGCUGGCAAAAAGAUACUUUUAAUGCAGUGGUAGAGGCCCUGGUAAAUAGGAAG
This is a messenger RNA of Anguilla anguilla (European eel), 7640 nucleotides long. It is a transcript of the gene ccdc30, whose product is annotated as coiled-coil domain containing 30. Lineage: Eukaryota; Metazoa; Chordata; Actinopteri; Anguilliformes; Anguillidae. The transcript is spliced from 28 exons. The record is from RefSeq and is a predicted model, not a curated record. Bases 1612 to 5370 code for a protein of 1252 amino acids.